Messenger RNA from Hyaena hyaena (striped hyena), 1255 nucleotides. It is a transcript of the gene REEP1, whose product is annotated as receptor accessory protein 1. The record is from RefSeq and is a predicted model, not a curated record. NCBI's taxonomy places the organism in Eukaryota, Metazoa, Chordata, Mammalia, Carnivora, Hyaenidae. The transcript has 11 exons. Gene Ontology annotation, molecular function: microtubule binding. Gene Ontology annotation, cellular component: cytoplasmic microtubule; endoplasmic reticulum membrane; endoplasmic reticulum tubular network. Gene Ontology annotation, biological process: endoplasmic reticulum tubular network organization. The coding region runs from base 1 to 1122 and encodes 373 amino acids.
AUGUCUGAGAGGACUAUAGAAAAUACUGUUUUGUGGUUUGGAGAAGUCUUGGCCAAGGUUAGCAACCACCUGUCCCACAGCUUGUACUUGAGCUCCAGGCCGGCGGCUGCUCUCCUGCAGGCAUCGGGAAUGAGCUCCAGGAAGUUGAUAAGUAGCUUCAGAGUUGUGUUUUCCCUGACCCUGACCAAUGGAAUAGACAUUUAUCAAGUACCCAUUUGGGCAAGGGCUGCGCCAGACAGUAAGAACCCCACUAAUCAGAACUGCGUGGUCUGGCUGGGGAGACGACCCAGCCAGCACAGGCUUAUAUUUGGCACCCUUUACCCUGCAUAUUAUUCCUACAAGGCUGUGAAGUCGAAGGACAUUAAAGAAUAUGUCAAAUGGAUGAUGUACUGGAUUAUAUUUGCACUUUUCACCACAGCAGAGACAUUUACCGACAUCUUCCUUUGUUGGUUUCCAUUCUAUUAUGAACUAAAAAUAGCAUUUGUCGCCUGGCUGCUGUCUCCCUACACAAAAGGCUCCAGCCUCCUAUACAGGAAGUUUGUACAUCCCACGCUGUCUUCAAAAGAAAAGGAAAUCGAUGAUUGCCUGGUCCAAGCAAAAGACAGAAGUUACGAUGCCCUUGUGCACUUUGGGAAGCGGGGCUUGAAUGUGGCGGCCACAGCGGCGGUGAUGGCUGCUUCCAAGGGACAGGGUGCCUUAUCGGAGAGACUCCGGAGCUUCAGCAUGCAGGACCUCACCACCAUCCGGGGUGACGGUGCCCCUGCUCCCUCCAGCCCCCCACCGCCGGGAUCUGGGCGAGCCAGCGGCAAACACGGCCAGCCUAAGAUGUCCAGGAGUGCUUCUGAGAGCGCUGGCAGCUCAGUGUGUACCUGCUGCUCUACCUGCAGGACCCGGAAAGUGGUUGAGGGAGAUGUGAAUGAGGGUGGUGUGAAGGCAUGGGAACCCCACGAGGUCCAAAACCCGUUGGCAUUUUCGGACGAGGAGGAGGAAGACCUGUUGGAUUUCAUGUACAAGUAUAAGGCGCCUCGAAAGACGGAGUUCCCCCUGGAGGCACCGCCUAGAGUGCUUCGAUCCCGCUUUAGGAAGAAAAGUACCUCAUCCUCAGCCACUGAAACCACGUGAGUGAGAUGAGCCAACAGCACCGGACCCACAGAAUGUUUCUUCUCUGCCUUAAAGAGCUAGUCACUAAUAACAUAGAAAUCUGCAAGCUGGCGUGCUUUGAGUGUGCAGCCUCACAGACACGGCCUUUUCUCUC